Molecule: messenger RNA, 611 nt
Organism: Ruditapes philippinarum (Manila clam)
Lineage: Eukaryota; Metazoa; Mollusca; Bivalvia; Venerida; Veneridae
Exons: 4
Source: RefSeq, a predicted model, not a curated record
AACCUGGAAGUAAAAUGAACCGAAUUGCGCAGCUAAAUAAAAUAACAUUAAAACGAAACAGUUCUUUGUCAAGUUACGCUAGUGAAAUAUGGAGAGGGUCUUCUUAAUUUUAAUUUUCCUUGGAUUUGGUGUUACUCUUUCAACACAAAAAGCGAGAUUUCAUGCAGAAUUUACACAACAGAAAUGUUUUAUUGACGAAAUUGAAAGCUUGAUAAACAUAGAUUACUGUUCGGAAUUAGAUGUUAGUGAUAAUACGGUCAGGCACCAGGGAGUGUGCACAGCAAAAAAUGGCAAAGUUGUGUAUACCUGCCAACACGGUCAUUGGUCGGAAACUGACAGCUCUGUCGCAUCGUUGCACAGAAAGAAGCGCUUCUUUAGAAGACUUUUUCGAGCUGUAUACUGCUUCUUCUUCUGUAAAAGAGGUGGUGGGGGCGGUGGAACUACAAUCAAGUACCCACCUUCUUUUCCUGAUCCAUGCAAACCAAACGAUAUCCAAAGUAAUUACAAUAUUGAUGCCGGAGAUGACAGUGUUGUCGUUAGAUGGACCGUGCCAAAAGCCUCGGAUAGAGACGGAGGCACUCCGAGGUUACAUAUUUAUUUUUUCAUCAUGA